Molecule: messenger RNA, 3901 nt
Organism: Aethina tumida (small hive beetle)
Lineage: Eukaryota; Metazoa; Arthropoda; Insecta; Coleoptera; Nitidulidae
Product: MLX-interacting protein
Exons: 16
Coding region: 190-2895 (901 amino acids)
Biological process (GO): regulation of transcription by RNA polymerase II
Cellular component (GO): nucleus
Molecular function (GO): protein dimerization activity; RNA polymerase II cis-regulatory region sequence-specific DNA binding; DNA-binding transcription factor activity, RNA polymerase II-specific
Source: RefSeq, a predicted model, not a curated record
UUAUUUAUGGAAAAAUAUAUGUAAUAAUAAUUUGUGUAAUGCUGGGUAUUUAACGAGUGACCCCUCUAAUCAGUCCUUGAUCUUUUCGGUGGUGAUAACGGAAACUCAUGUUGUAAAUUAACGAAACGGUUGUUCUAACGUAGUGUAUUGUUUGGCAAAUAAUUCGAAAAAAUCGUGUCAACAUAAGAAAUGCAUCAAAUUCAACAUGUUCCAAGGAUCGAAAAGCCCGAAAAAGAGUCUAUCCAUUCAGGACAGUUUAUGGUGUCACAUUUCGAAGCGGAGGAACAGGACGACGAGGACAAUGUGGCCGUUCCAAUACCAGAGGUUACUGGGGACCUAAAAUCAGUUGUCCCCGUCAAAAGGAUAUCGGGGAUGCUUGAAUAUGUGAAGAACGAAUAUAAUCAACAACAACUGUCCAUAGACACCAGCCUAUCCAAGCUCUUCCAGUGCAUGUCAUUGGCUUACAGACAAAAGCUCACAUCACCCAAAUGGAAUCGUUUUAGAGGUAUAAGACUGAGAUGGAAAGACAAAAUACGGUUAAACAACGUUAUAUGGAGAUGUUGGCAUAUGCAAUUUAUCAAAAAGGAAAACACAUUAAUAUGCCAAUUUGCAUCUCCAUUAGACGUUGAUACGCAUAAUAAACCCGAGGCUGUAGUGCUAGAAGGAAAAUAUUGGAAAAGAAAAUUGGCAGCAGUAACAGCAGAAUACAAGAAAUGGCGGAUGUUUUACAGGAAUCAUGCGUUGGGUCAUGCUGCCAAAGACAGUUCAGAUAUGUUAAACGACAUGGAAUUGCUUACAUGGGACUCAAACAGUUCAGACAAUAUGAUGAUGAUGGUGGAUGAGGACUACAUGGGUCUCAUGAGCGACACACUUUUCUCCACCAUCACGAAUCAACCUUUUGCCUUUCCGGAUUCGCGAGAGAUUGCUAGAGCGGGUCUGGCUGAUUUUAUUCAACCCAGUUUAGGGCCCCUGCAGCCCAAUUUGGAUGAUUACAUGGACACCAUUGAUCCACUACAUGAUUUUAUGACCAACAAACUUCCUCCAGUGCCUGAAGAACAACAUGAAAACUUAUACAAACAAAGUAAUUGGGGAUACAUCGGAAAUGACUCUGAGGUAAAUACAAUUUCCCCGCCCAUGGUCGAGUACCAGCAGUUGCAACCACUACAACCCCUCUCAAUGGACAAACAGACCGUUCCAAUUCAGGACACGAGGCAAACCACGACGCAAUCCGUGACAGGAUACGAUAACAUGCUUCUGGAGACGCCUAUUGAUCAGUUCGUUUCUCAGCAACAACAAAUCGAACAACCCCCGUAUCAUUCGUCUGUGAUCUCAAAAACCAAACCGUUAAAGAAUGUUACAAGGGGUAAACUAGAACAGCAACAGAUUUAUAGCAAAUCAGUCGACAGUGUUUAUCAAUGUUACCAGCAGUCAAUGGCCCAACAAUCCGCGUUGGUAAUAAAUGAUAGAAUAGUGUCAAUUUCGAACUCGAUCGUACCUCAACAGCAGCAGCCGCAACAACAACUGUACAAGAUGACCGCCACCCCGGAGCCCCCACAUCAAACAACCACUACGCAGGAAUCCCAUCAGCAACAGCAACAAUUCAAAGUGCCGGCAAAUGCGCAAGACACGCGGCAGGGUUACAAGUUUUCCGCCCCAAGCUCGAAUCCGAACAUCAAGUUCACAUCACAGGUACCGCCGCAACAGCAGCACGUCCACCACCAGAACUACACACACCCCGUCCAAUACAAUCCCGCCACUUCACCCUCUCAUCACACUAAUACUGACAAAAUUGAGCCCAGGAGACGUGGGGCGCCAAGAGGACGUCAGCGUUCAAGAUCAAACACGAGGGAGCCAAUCAAAAGACCGCCACUUAUAUCCGCAGUUAGCGACCCUCAGCUGAUUACUCCAACUAACAGCGUGCUGUUGACUCAACUCUUGGCAACUCGAGACACGUCAAAUCAUGUAUUCAACAGAAGCCACAGCACGGGUUCCGCCCAAGACAUGGCCAGCCAAGUGAGGAUAAAGGAAGAGAAAAGCAACACCCCUAUACCAAUCUUGGCCCAGCCGCAAUCUCACACUCUCAUAAUCCAAGGAACAUUAAAUUCAGUUCAACCACUUUCCGCGGAUCCUCUUGCCCUGAACACGUUCAGCAAUUCGAACAGUCCUGUGAUGGACGCGACGACAUCCCAAAACUUGAAUUCGCCGACAUCAUCGCAAGGUUCUAUCGGAUCGCCGAACAGGGACACCUCCCAACAUCAUCGAGAUCGACGUGUAGGGCACAUUCAUGCUGAACAGAAACGUCGGUACAACAUUAAGAACGGUUUCGACAUGCUACAUUCACUUAUACCCCACCUCAAUCAGAAUCCUAACUCCAAGUUGAGUAAAGCUGCAAUGCUUCAAAAAGGAGCCGAAUACAUCAGGCAACUGCGGUCCGAAAGAAAUCAACUGAAAGAGGAGAUGGACUCGCUCCGGCAACAGAUAGAAUCAUUAAAUGCGUCUAUCAGCAACUGCCAAUCCAUGCUGCCAGCAACAGGAGCGCCCGUCUCUAGGAGAAGGGAUAGCAAAAUGCAGGAAAUGUUUGACGAGCAUGUCCGUACAAGGACCAUGGAAAAUUGGAAAUAUUGGAUUUUCAGUUUAAUUUUCAGACCGUUAUUGAAUACCUUCAAUAACAUCGUAUCGACUUCCAGUUUGGAUGACCUCUACACGUCGACUAUGAUAUGGGUGGAACAACAUUGUUCACUUGUAGAUCUCAGACCAGUUGUUCUUAAUUCUCUGACAAAUCUUUGUACGAUAACGGAUGUUCUAUCCGACCCGGAUAAGUUACCUGAAGAAGCCAGACAAAUGGUACAGAAGAAGCAGCAGCAGCAACAGAACAAUCAGCAGUUAGCACAAUAAUUGCUCAGUGACAAUUUUUAUAUAUUGUAAUUUUAAAUAUACAAAAGUGAUAAAAAGUGCAAAUCUAUUUUUGUAACAAAUACUUUUUGAUAGACAAUUAAGUUGUUAUAAGAUUGUUUGUUUUUGAUAUCUUGCCAAUUUUUAUUCCGCAUCACGUGGAUAUGCAUACAUACAAUUUCGAAUUAUGAAAUGAUCCAUUGUAAAUUUUAAUGGAACACAUGUUAUAUAUUUUGCUCAGAUUCGUGCUAUAGAAGAGGAGGACUGUGUAGAGUUUUAAGAGUUGACUUACAAUCUGCUAUUUUCAAUAUUAAAUCUAGUGAUGGGCGAAUUCGAGAUGUUCAAACAAUUGAUUCAAUUGUAAGCAAUCAAGGUGUUUUUCUAAUGUCCCACAGUCUGGCAGGGAAAACCAUCGAAGACAAUUGAAACAAUCGACUAAAGCCUUUCGAAACCGCCCAUCAUAAAUUAAAUCAAUCUUGUAUAAAAAUGACAGCUAGCUACCUAGUCUACUAACAUUACAUUAAUUAAUAAUAUACAUUAAUAUUGGAUAAUUGUGGAUUUUAUUUAAAACUAAUUAAUCUGAGUUCUCUAAGAGAAUCAGGACAAAUAUUUAAAAUCUAAAUAAUGUUCUAUAAAGACAUGAAUAACAGGAACAAUCUAUUUUACAGAGAAUAUUCUUCUAUAGCACUCAAUUUUUUGUACAUAUUUUAUGCAAAUACAAUGCAACCACAUCUCACCUGACUUUCAUUCUGUGAAUUACCGUAUAUCUAAUCAAUUCUUAAUAUCAAUUAAUUUAUAGUAUAAUUGUUGUAUAUACUGUGAAGCCGACGUGUCAUUAUAAUUUUUAGUAGUGCCUUAAUUGCGUGGUCAUUUCAAUAUUUAUACAUCUAGUGCGAGAUUGAGUUUUUAUAGGGUACUUAUAUGAUUAUUUGUUAUGUUUAAUUUUAUGUAAAAGAUAGUUUAUGUCUGUCUAUAUAUAUACAUUUUAAUUGUUAUUUUUUACAAUAAA